GUUUAAAAGAAAGGGACUUCUCCCUCCUUCUCUCUCUCUUUCACUCAUUGCUUCUCUCUCAGCACUGCCUGGAUGGAACACACUCACUCAGAGCAGAGAGACAGAGAGGAAUGACAGAACUGUCAUCUCUUUAAAGAAAAUAAAGUAACACUUCAAGAACUGAGUUACUGAUGUUUGCAACGUUUCAUUUUGGUGUCACAUUGCAUCUCAUAGAAAGAGGCACGUCUCUGAGCUUGCACUAGAGGACUGAUUUCACUAAGGAUUAAACCUACAUCCAGUAUUUUAAAAUCGUCUGAAUAUUCACCACUGCAUUUGACACACCAGAGUCCUGUUGAGAGCACAUCAUCAUGGGGAUGAGAGGCCUGCCCCUGGCCUGUGUGGCAGUGGCCAUUCUAGUCCAACUCUCUAGUGCUGGCCUGGUCAAAAGAGUAAUUAGACACAGAAGAGAAUCGCUAUUUUCCCCAACCACUGAGAAUUUGACCAUCCCAAGCCCUGAUCAACCUGUGGUCUUCAACCAUGUAUACAACAUCAAUGUCCCCUCUGGAUCCCUGUGCUCGGUGGACAUGGAUUCACCUGGAACAACAGAAAUGAAGCCAAAACCUGAACAAUCCGACCAGCACAUAGAACACACCAUGGAUGGGGAGAACCAGAUUGUAUUUACGCAUAGGAUUAACAUUCCCAAACAAGCAUGUGGUUGUGAUAACCACCUACCUGACCUGAAGGAUCUUCUAAACAGGUUGGAAAUGCUAGAGGCAGAGGUCUCCAGUCUAAGGGAGCAGUGCACCAGUGGAGCAGGCUGCUGUGGAGCACAGGUUAGAGGUGAAGUCACAGCCAAACCCUACUGCAGUGGCCGUGGCAACUACAGCACUGAAACCUGCAGCUGUUUGUGUGAACCUGGUUGGAAGGGACCCAAUUGCUCCGAGCCUGAGUGUCCAAACUUUUGCCAGGAUCAAGGCCGAUGUGAGGAUGGCAAGUGCAUCUGCUUUGAGGGUUUCGGUGGUGAGGACUGUGGAAUUGAACUGUGUCCAGUAGAUUGCGGUGAGAAUGGAGAGUGCAUUGAUGGGGCUUGCCUCUGUGAGGAGGGCUUCAUCGGUGAGGACUGCAGCUUAACCAACUGCCCAAACAACUGCCUCGGCAGGGGCCGCUGUGUAGACGAUGAAUGCUUAUGUGAUGAGCCCUGGACAGGGAUGGACUGCUCUGAGCUCAUCUGUCCCAAUGACUGCUACGACCGUGGACGAUGUGUCAAUGGAACCUGCUUUUGUGAUGAGGGCUUUACUGGGGAGGAUUGUGGGGAGCUUACAUGCCCCAAAAAUUGCAACCAUCGUGGAAGGUGCAUCAAUGGACAGUGUGUGUGCAAUAUUGGCUACAGUGGAGAAGACUGUUCUAAGCUAACAUGCCUCAAUGAUUGCAAUCUGAGAGGUCACUGCUUCAAUGGGAAGUGUAUCUGCGACCCUGGGUUCGAGGGUGAGGACUGCAGCAUUCUCUCUUGCCCCGACAACUGCAAUGACAGGGGCCAAUGUGUCAAUGGCGAGUGUAUUUGUGAUGCUGGAUAUGAAGGUGAUGACUGCUCUGAGCUUUCCUGCCACAAUAACUGCCACAAUCAUGGUCGUUGUGUCAACGGAAAGUGCAUUUGCAAAGUGGGCUUUGCUGGAGAAGACUGCAGCAUCAAGACCUGUCCCAAUGACUGCCAUGGCCGUGGACAGUGUGUGGACGGAAAGUGCGUUUGCCAUGCUGGCUUUACAGGCCAUGACUGUAGUGAACUGACUUGCCCCAACAACUGCCAUAACCAAGGACGUUGUGUAAAUGGCCAAUGUUUGUGUAACAGCGGGUUUGCCGGGGAGGACUGUGAUACAAAGACAUGUCCAAACAACUGUUUGGACCAUGGGUACUGUGAAGAUGGAAAGUGUGUCUGCUUUGAGGGCUACACUGGUGUAGACUGCUCUGUUCUCACCUGCCCAGGAAACUGCAAUGACCAAGGCCAGUGUUUGAAUGGAAUGUGCAUCUGUGAUUUAGGCUUCACUGGCGAGGACUGCUCUGAUAUCUCCCCACCCAGAGACCUGACUGUGACUGAAGUGGACCCGGAAACAGUGGACCUCACCUGGGUCAAUGAGAUGCUCGUCACAGAGUAUCUUAUCACUUAUGUUCCUACGGCUCCUGGUGGUUUGGAGAUGGAAAUGAAAGUGUCUGGUGAAAAAAAGACUGCCACCAUUAGGGAGCUAGAGCCUGGCAUUGAGUACCUAAUCAGUGUCUUUGCUGUCUUGAACAACAAGAUGAGUGUUCCAGUCAGUGCCAGAAUAGCCACACAUCUUCCUGAACCCGAGGGCCUGAAAUUCAGAUCAGUGAAAGAGACUGCAGUGGAAGUUGAGUGGGACCCCUUGAACAUCCCAUUUGAUGGCUGGAACCUUAUCUUCAGAAACACAAAAGAAGAGGAUGGAGAGAUUUCGAACUCUCUCACCCCACCUGAGACCACCUUUGAGCAGUCUGGUCUUGGACCUGGCCAAGAGUAUGAGGUUAAACUGGAGGUGGUAAAGAACAACACCCGUGGACAACCAGCCAGCAGGAACGUUGUCACAAUGAUUGAUGCUCCCAGCCAAGUUGAUGUACGUGAUGUGACAGACACUACAGCCCUUAUCACCUGGAUUCAGCCUGUAGCUCAGGUGGACAGGAUCUCUGUGUCCUAUGGCCCGAACACUGGUUCCUCAGACAGGAAUUCAAUUGAGGUUUCCUCCAUGGAUACCCAGUAUCAUUUGGCUGAGCUGUAUCCUGACACUGAGUAUGAGGUGUCUCUCAUGGCCCACAGGGGAGAGAUGACCAGCUUUCCCAUCUAUGAGACCUUCACAACAGACCUGGAUGCCCCUAAGCACCUCAAGGCAGUGGAACAGACAGAUGAGAGCAUCACCCUGGAGUGGAAAAACAGCAGAGCCAACGUCCUCAAUUACCGCAUCAAAUACGGCCCACUUUCUGGAGGGGAGCAUAGAGAACUGGUCUUCCCCAGUGGCCCACAAGAUACCACUCAUGCUAAACUCACUGGUCUCAAACCUGGAAUCGAGUAUGGAAUGGGAGUGACAUCAAUCAAAGAAGAGCGUGAGAGUUUGCCCGUGACGACCAAUGCUGUGACUGAUCUUGAUGCUCCCAAAGAUCUAGAGGCAAGCGAGGCCACAGAGACUACACUGGUGCUGGUUUGGAGGAGGCCGGUGGCCAAGAUUGAUCUGUAUAGGCUAGUGUUUGUGUCAGCGGACGGCAGGAUAGUCGAAGUGGAGGUACCGGGUGGUGACAAUACCUAUACCCUGAGGAACCUAAACCCUGGCAUGCUGUACACCAUCACCCUGACUGCCGAGAGAGGAAGAAAGAAGAGUGCGCCAGCCAACCUGUCAGCAUCCACAGAUGAGAAGAAGCCUCAGGUGGGAAACAUCACCAUCUCUGAUGUGUCUUGGGACAGAUUCCGUGUGUCCUGGGAGCUGGAAAGAGGAGAGCUUGAUGGCUUUCUAAUUGAAGUGUCUGACCCCGAUGGCCUGGCAGAUGGCCAGAACCACACUCUAUCUGGCCAGGAGUCCAGCCUGGCAGUCACUGACCUGUCCCCUAGUACUUUCUACAGGGUCACUCUUUAUGGGCUGUACAGGGGAGAUCUCCUAGAUCCUGUCUUUGCAGAAGCCAUCACAGAGGCUGAACCUGAAGUGGAGCAUCUGUUGGUCUCGGGAAUCACACCACACAGCCUUCAACUGGCAUGGACAGCCCGGGAAGACAUCUUUGAUACAUUCGCUAUCAAAGUCAUUGAUUCUAAUGGACUAGACCAACCUCACCACAUUAAAGUAUCCGGAGACAGAAGAACAGAAGUGGUUACAGGUCUUAAGGAAGAUACAGAGUAUGAAAUCGAACUCUUUGGGAUAAUUUUGGGACGGAAAUUCCAGCCCAUUUUGGCUGUAGCUCGAACAGAUCUGGGUACACCUAAGGGGAUACGCUUCUCGGACGUGACUGACACAUCAGCUACUGUUCACUGGACUAUGCCCCAUACCCGAGUAGACAGUUACCGUGUCAGCUAUGUACCACUUCAGGGUGGCAGCCCCGUGACACUGCGAGUAGAUGGAGGAGAGUCUCAAGCCAUAUUGCCUAAUCUGACCCCUGGAGUGACCUAUCAGGUCAUGGUCAUUGCUGUGAAGGGGUUGGAGGAGAGUGAGCCAGGAUCGGAUAGAGUUACAACAGCCCUGGAUAAGCCACGAGGUCUGACAGCCGUCAACAUCACUGACACUGAGGCUCUGCUGCUGUGGCAGCCUUCCAUCGCUACUGUGGACGGUUAUGUCAUCACUUACAGUGCAGACACUGUGACUCCAGUGAUGAAAAGGGUGUCAGGGAACACUGUGGAGUUUGAGAUGAGCUCUCUCAUACCUGCCACCCAAUACACAGUAAAAGUCUAUGCAGUCAGAGACACAUCUAAGAGUGCUGCAACCACCACAGAGUUCACCACAGAUGUUGAUGCCCCCCAGAACCUGGCAGCCAGUAAUAUUCAAACAGACAGUGCAAUGUUGACAUGGAAGCCACCAAGAGCAGACAUCAGCGGGUAUAUCCUCAGCUUUGAGUCCGCUGAUGGUGUCCUCAUGGAGGUAGUCUUCAGCCCCACAGCAACAUAUUACAGCAUGUCCCAGCUGACUGCCUCCACAGAGUACACAGUCAAACUGCAGGCCAUUGCUGGACCGAAUAGAAGCAGAAUUGUCUCUACAGUCUUCACCACCAUCGGUGUGCUGUACAGGCAUCCUAAAGACUGCUCACAGGCGCUGUUGAAUGGAGACACAACUUCGGGGUUGUACACUAUUUACCUGCGUGGAGAUGAGAAUCAGCCCCUGCAGGUCUACUGUGAUAUGACCAAUGACGGAGGCGGCUGGAUCGUGUUUGUUAGACGGCAGAGUGGUAAAGUGGAGUUUUUCAGAAACUGGAAGAAUUACACUGCAGGCUUCGGUGACCUGAACGAUGAAUUCUGGCUAGGUCUCUCUAACCUCCAUAAGAUCACCUCCUCUGGGCAGUAUGAGCUCCGUGUGGACCUCAGAGAUAAGGAUGAGUCUGCGUAUGCACAGUAUGACAAAUUUACAGUCUCUGAACCACGCAGUCGCUACAAAGUUCAUGUUGGAGGAUACAGCGGCACGGCAGGUGACUCAAUGACUUAUCACCAUGGCCGUCCAUUCUCAACCUAUGAUCAUGACAAUGAUAUAGCUGUCACCAACUGUGCUCUAUCCUAUAAGGGAGCUUUCUGGUAUAAAAACUGUCAUCGAGUGAAUAUUAUGGGCCGAUAUGGAGACAAUAGUCACAGCAAGGGUGUAAACUGGUUCCAUUGGAAGGGUCAUGAGCACUCCAUCGAGUUUGCAGAAAUGAAGAUCAGGCCCGCCAACUUCAGGAACUUUGAGGGAAGGAGAAAGCGAUCAUAAACCAGAGUGCUCCGGCUUGAACCAAGCAACCUUCCCCUGCUGCCCAUUCAUCCCUUUUUCCUCCUGCAUCAUCUCAUCCCCUUCAUCUACCAAAGCCACUGCCAGGAGCCCAGCCUGCUCUCUACACUCUCCUAUUCAUGGAGAACAGAAACAAAUAAUUUCUUCUUUCCCCAUUCAAAGCUAAAAACCACAAACAGUUGUGUACCACUACUGUUUAGGUCAGUAUCAGACAGUAAACCAAUAGACUCAUAGUGAAGUGCUUAGCAUAACACACUGUGCCUGAACAUCAUAAGCACACGCCAAAGACAGAUACUCCAGUAACAUCCAUACACUACAAUAUCGGUGGAGGGGAGAUUUUGAGUUUGGCUCGGUGCUUUCCAGUUAAAAAAAAAUAAACUAUGAUAUCUUCUCUCUGUAUAUCACAUGCAGUUAGUUACAGUGGAGCAUGCUUGGAUUGCAGAGAGAGCAGAAUGUUUGUGUGCGGUAUUAUUUGUGUUGGAGUCUCUUCACUAGGCUGUACCUAGCCUCAAUAAUUCUUUAUUCUCUAAUAAUAUUCUCACCCUGAGAAGAUGGCACAUUAAAAUAAAAAGUCAAAAUUUUAUAUCCAGAUAAAAAAGGAUAGCAUUAUAAUAUCUAGUGUGGAGGCUCAGAUAUAUUUUUUUUUAAAUCUUUUUUUAAUCUGUCUGUGACAAAUCGCAAGUACCCAUGCUCUCUGCUUUCUCUAUGCCACAACUUAUGCUAUUCUGCUCAUCAGUUCUGAAGUGGCACAUAUUAGAAGCAGUAGCUAAGAGUUCAUUUAUGCACCUUUCUUUGUGUUUCCUGUACCCUAUAACCAUAUUGCCGUUCAGUCACAAGACAUACGAAUCUGGAUUUGUUGCUUGUUAUCCUCCAAAAAUAUAAAGAAAACAAAACAGCUAAGGCAGGACCUAUAUUCAAACUUUGAUUUAAUGAAGUGAUUUUCUGUUCACCAGUUACAAGCUUGUAUAAUGUUCAAGAGUCAUAAAGAAUAAUGUUGAGGACAAGAAAUAAAAGUACUUUAAAAGUCAGGUUUUUUUAAUUAUUGUACACAUAGCCUUAUAUGAAAGUUUGUCACAAAAAAAGUUAAUAUACAGAAGCAUGAUUACAUGCAUAAGUCUUCGUGUUGCCCCCCAUCCCACCUACCCGACUAAACCACUGACCCUAUAGAUUACUUGUGUAAAUGAUGUCUCGUUUUGGUAUUUGGAGAUUUUUGUUUGAUUGUUUGUUUAUUAAAUGGGUGUACAACAGGUGUUUCUUUGUAACUCCUCUUAAAAUAAAAACAGAUUGUGUAAUAAAACAUG
Myxocyprinus asiaticus (Chinese sucker) is the source of this 6733-nucleotide messenger RNA. RefSeq names its product tenascin-like. NCBI's taxonomy places the organism in Eukaryota, Metazoa, Chordata, Actinopteri, Cypriniformes, Catostomidae. The coding region runs from base 348 to 5414 and encodes 1688 amino acids. The record is from RefSeq and is a predicted model, not a curated record. Gene Ontology annotation, molecular function: protein binding. The transcript has 23 exons.